Molecule: messenger RNA, 1549 nt
Organism: Glycine soja
Lineage: Eukaryota; Viridiplantae; Streptophyta; Magnoliopsida; Fabales; Fabaceae
Product: transcription termination factor MTERF15, mitochondrial-like
Exons: 1
Coding region: 141-1340 (399 amino acids)
Biological process (GO): regulation of DNA-templated transcription; chloroplast organization
Cellular component (GO): chloroplast
Molecular function (GO): double-stranded DNA binding
Source: RefSeq, a predicted model, not a curated record
UUCACUGCAAGUGAUGUCCUUCGUCUUCUCAGCAACCCCAGAUAUUCCAAAACCCAGUUACCUGUCUCCGUGGGAAUAGGCUAGCUUCAGUGUUCUUAAGCCAAACCCGUCAACGUUCACUGAAAUCCGUGAGUGAAUAAAUGGUUCCUAAUUUUCUCAUUGCAAGGUUAGCUGUAUCACUCACACACCACAGAAGUACCCAUAUCCAAUUGGGUUCUCUGCUGCAACACAAACGCAAUGCUUUCCUUCUUUUAUUCAAUUCAUUCACUUCAGGAACCUCUUCUGAUUCUGAAUCAGAUGGAAACCACCAAAAAGGUGGCACCUUUACUGUGUCUUACCUCAUCAACUCAUGUGGGGUGUCCCCAACACUGGCCAGGAAACUCUCCAAUAAGGUCAAUUUGAAAACCCCACAUGGCCCAAAUGCUGUUCUUGAUCUUCUCAACAACUAUGGGUUUGACAAAAUCCAGGUUGCAAAACUUGUUGAGAAACACCCUUUGGUGCUUCUUGCGGAUGCAGAGAAUACCCUUUUGCCUAAACUCAAGUUCUUACGUUCUAUUGGGGUUUCCAACACUGACAUGCCUAAGAUUUUAAUUGCUAACCAUAGCUUGAAGAGGAGCUUGAAAAAAUUCUUCAUCCCAAGAUAUGAGAUCCUCAGACGUGUACUUGGUGAUGAUCAGGAAGUCGUUAGAGCUAUAACAAGUUCCCGAUUUGGUAUUAAUUAUGGUGACGCAAUGAACUUGGUUCCAAACAUUGAGGUUUUGAGGCAGUCUGGUGUGCCCCAAGCUUCUAUCUCUUUCAUGAUGAUCCAUUGUGGGACUGUAGCCUACUGGAAGCAUUCCAGAUUUGUGGAAGCUGUCAACACUGCUAAGGAAAUCGGGUUUAAUCCUUUGAGAACAAAUUUUAUUGUGGCCAUUGAAAUGCUUCUGAUUAGCAGCAAAGCAGUAUGGGAAUCAAGGUUUAAGGUUUAUGAGAGGUGGGGCUGGAACCGUGAAAUGGCUCUUCAAGCAUUUCGAAAGUUUCCCAAUGUAAUGAGGUUGUCAGAGGAGGCAUUUAGCAAGAAAAUGAAUUUCCUAGUGAAUGAUAUGGGUUGGCCAUCAGAAGAAAUCGCUGAGUAUCCUCAAGUUGUAGCAUACAACUUAGAGAAGAGGAUUAUCCCUAGAUUCUCGGUAAUCAAAAUCUUGAAAUCAAAAGGUUUGCUUGAGAAUAAUGUAUCCUUUAGUUCCAUUAUAUGCAUAACUGAAGAAAAAUUUCUGGAAAAUUUUGUGAUCAGUCUUCAGAAAGAUUUGCCUGUCUUACCAGACCUCUAUAGAGGUAAGAUCAAGCCUUCAGAUGUAAUGUAGUGUUUGACGGCUUUUGAUGGUACUUAUCCUAACUUCCAACUUGUCUAUUUCAAUGCUAAAUUGGACUUUGAUUUUAUCUGCUUUAGCUUUUGGUGUCAGCGUCUAUAUAAUUCUUUUUAGUGGUGAUUUUCAAUUCAAUACAAAGGUUUGUUUAUUUCUGUUGAUAAAGCACAGCAGAAUAAAAGAAUACCAUAUAUUUUGUAGGCUGA